Molecule: messenger RNA, 1363 nt
Organism: Cryptococcus deneoformans JEC21
Lineage: Eukaryota; Fungi; Basidiomycota; Tremellomycetes; Tremellales; Cryptococcaceae
Product: arginine metabolism transcriptional control protein, putative
Exons: 3
Coding region: 9-1298 (429 amino acids)
Biological process (GO): inositol phosphate biosynthetic process; phosphatidylinositol phosphate biosynthetic process
Cellular component (GO): nucleus; cytoplasm
Molecular function (GO): inositol hexakisphosphate kinase activity; inositol-1,4,5,6-tetrakisphosphate 3-kinase activity
Source: RefSeq, a predicted model, not a curated record
UGCUAACAAUGGACCUGCCACUCACCCUCGACGACCACACCCCAUUCCCCCACCAGGUUGCAGGCCACCCCGGUGUCAUGUCGGACUCCUCCGGCAGUCUCGUCAUCAAGCCCGCCCUCCCUCGCGAAAUCGCUUUUUAUCAGCUGCUCUCCAACUCGGAUCCGGAGGAUAUAGUGUGGCCGCUGAGGAAGUUUGUACCGAAGAAUUAUGGGACGCUGAGGCUGGAAGGGAGGGUAGGAGCUGGGGGUGGGGUUGAGACAGAUUUAGAUGUGAAGGAUGAGAUGCCAGAGAGCGUGGUACUGGAGAACCUGGCUUAUGCGUACACCCAUCCGAACAUUAUGGACGUUAAACUCGGUACUGUGCUGUACGCUCCCGACGCUACAGACGAAAAGAGACGACGGAUGGAACGACAGGCGAGGGAGACGACCACGUAUGAGACGGGGAUACGCUUAACAGGCUGCCAGACAUGGCACGCCCCUACACAAAGCUACAUCUCUACACCCAAAUCAUUCGGCAAAUCCAUCACACCUCCCCAACUCUCUCUGGGCAUGGUCCGUUUCUUCCCUCUCCCAACUGACUGUAUCCCUUCCCUCGUCACUCUUCCCUCCCCGCCACCUACAGCUGAGGCCGUUUCGGCGAGCCAUUUUCCAAUACCGGCCGAGAAUUCUUGUGCUUCCGUUAUCCAAUCUUCCACUUCCAUUUCCAUUCCCCCUUCUACUCCCAUCGCCCCCGCCGCCCCCGCCGCCCCCGCCGCCCCCACCUCCACCAACCCCGAAAAAUCACCAACGUACGAAAACCAUUCCAUCCCCGCUCCCACCCUCGCUCGCCUCUUAACCCUCCUCCUCCAAAAGCUCGACCACCUCACAGCCGUGCUUUCCACCCUUGAAAUGCGGUUUGUAGGUGCUUCGCUGUUGGUGGUGUAUGAAGGUGAUCCGGCAAGGCUCGAGGCGGCGCUGGAUAGGGAGGAAGCUAACGCGCAGGGAGAGAGUGGAGAGAGGGAGAAGAGAAAUGGGGAGAGGUCAAUGUUUAGUGAUGAUGGGUCGAUCGACUUUUCAGAUUCGGACGAGGACUCGGACGAGGAUGGAGAAGGAUAUGACUCGGAAGACGAGUUGGAUGGAAAGAAGAAGGACGAAAGGCGAGCGAGAAAAUGCCCGGCGCUAACACUUAAAAUGAUCGAUUUCGCACAUACCUGGUUAGCACAGGGGGAAGGACCGGAUGAAGGGGUGUUGAAAGGGUUGAAGACGUUUAGGAGUUUGGUGGAAGAGCGGUUGGAAGAGGUUGAACGGGGUUGUGUUUGAACAGGACUCGUGUCGCAGGCAAAUUCGUAGUCAAUUGUAACAAAAAAAAAGAUGUAUCCUACCAU